CUGGGGGAUGCGCCCGGCCCUGAGAGGCCAUAUAAAGCGUCGCGCCUCUCCCCGUCGCUUCGCCUGUAACGUCCACGGAUCUUAGCUGUGGUGGCGGCCGUCGCUCUCCCGUGCUCUCAGUGGAGUCUUGCGUCCUGACCAGUCUAUGGUGUUUCCUGGAGCCCCCGGCACCGUCAUGUCGCGCUCGGAAGAGGUGCACAGGGUCACCGAGAAUGUCUACAAGACAAUCAUGGAACAGUUUAAUCCCAGCCUCCGGAACUUCAUAUCCAUGGGAAAGAACUAUGAAAAGGCCUUGGCAGGUGUGACAUACGCUGCAAAAGGAUACUUUGAUGCCCUGGUUAAAAUGGGAGAAUUGGCCAGUGAAAGUCAAGGAUCUAAAGAAUUAGGGGAUGUUCUGUUCCAGAUGGCUGAAGUCCACAGACAGAUUCAAAAUCAGUUAGAAGAGAUGCUGAAGUCCUUCCACAAUGAACUACUAACACAGCUUGAGCAGAAAGUAGAUCUAGAUUCACGGUAUCUAAGCGCUGCACUAAAGAAGUACCAGACCGAGCAAAGGAAUAAAGGGGACUCGGUAGAAAAAUGCCAGGGUGAAUUGAAGAAGCUUCGGAAAAAGAGCCAAGGAAGCAAAAAUCCUCAGAAGUAUUCGGAGAAGGAGCUGCAGUUUAUUGAAGCAAUGACCAAUAAACAAAGUGAGCUGGAGAACUAUGUAUCUGAUGGUUACAAGACAGCACUCACAGAAGAGAGGCGGCGAUUUUGUUUCCUGGUAGAGAAGCAGUGUGCUGUGGCCAAAAAUGCUCUUACAUAUCACUCCAAGGGAAAAGAUAUCUUGACACAGAAGCUCCCAUUAUGGCAACAAUCUUGUUCGGAUCCCAACAAGAUCCCAGACCGUGCUCUCCAGCUUAUGCAGCAGAUGGCCCUCAGCACCAAUGGCUCAAUUAUGGCUACACCUCUGUCAACAUCCAAGUCAAAUCUCAUCAUCUCAGACCCUAUACCUGGUGCCAAACCUCUCCCAGUCCCACCAGAGCUGGCACCCUUUGUAGGACGAAUGUCUGCACAAGAGACUAUUCCAGUAAUGAAUGGCGUCUCAGGCUCGGAAGGUGAAGAUUACAGCCAUUGGUCUGACCGAAAGCCUCCUCAGCCGAAGUCCUUAUCUCCACCACAAACUCAAAAGCAACUGAGUGACUCUUACUCCAAUACUCUCCCUGUGCGCAAAAGCGUAAUGCCGAAAAACAGCUAUGCAGCCACUGAAAACAAGACUCUUCCCCGUUCCAGCUCCAUGGCAGCAGGACUAGAAAAGAAUGGCCGGACAAGAGUGAGAGCCAUCUUCUCUCAUGCUGCUGGGGACAACAGCACCCUUCUGAGCUUCAAGGAGGGGGACCUUAUUACAUUGCUAGUGCCUGAGGCCCGAGAUGGCUGGCAUUAUGGAGAGAGUGAAAAGUCCAAAUUGAGAGGCUGGUUUCCUUUCUCCUACACACGUGUGCUGGACAGCGAUGGGAGCGAUAGAUUACAUAUGAGCCAGGGGAAAAGCAGUAGUACAGGUAACCUGUUGGACAAAGAUGAUAUCCCCCCUCCAGAUUACAGCAUGUCCUCCCGAACUUUCCAGUCACCGAAUGUCAGCACUUUCAAACAGAGGCCGUACAGCAUGGCAGUGCCAGCAUUCCCCCAGGGACUGGAUGACUAUGGGGCAAGACCCUCAAGCAGCCCGGAUGUUGAAGUGGCCAGGUUUUGAGAUGUAUCCCUGACUGUGUGUAUACAGUAGUUGAAUCCUUUUGCCAACGUCCAGCUCAAACCAACCGUGACAAAUGAUCGCUCAGCUCCUCUCAUCAGCUGAUCCAGAAAUGUUGAGUUACGGCGGGUACCUUGCACCUUUUGAUUUCACUUUCACCCGUGUUGUAUUUCUGUGAGGUCCUUGUACAGUUUACGUGUCUUUCCCUCCAACUCUGUUUUGAUAGUUAAAUGGCAUUUAAAUGGCAUGCUGGUGUGCUUUUCCUUUUGCUUAUUAGAAAUAGAAGAGAAGCUUGACCCUUGGAAAGCGAUGAGUUUUGAAAGGGAUGCUACACUGCUAUAUUGACUGGAGACCUAGAUAGAUCAGAAAGCAGCCCCUGCCUUCUUUGCCUUUGCAGCUAUACGCAAAAUGAGCCUUGCAGUCUUGCAGUGUCUUAUGUUUGCCCGUUAAAAUUUCUCCUGGAAGUCCUUUUUCAUCUUCUGUCAAAACGUAUGGAAUUGAACAGGACUUCAAGCUGUCAAGAGAAGCUUUGGGGCUGCCUAAGGCCGUCAGAUAAAAUGCAUGAUCCGGGUCCUGCUCACUCAACACCUGGAACUGACACGGACUUGAAUCUUUGAAGCGCUUCCUGGUAGCUCCCUCCUUACCUUGUGUUGGACUUUUGCUGGAUAAAAGUAAAGUAAAAGUUUUACUGAAUCAAUGUUUAGAAGAGCUGGGCUCCUCAAAGCAAUUGUCUCAAUUUGACACUUUAAUUUUUAUUAACGGUCUUUCUCUCCUAAUGGUCCAUCUCUCCUACAGCUAUCCCGUUUGCCUGUGAUGAUCCUUAAGCGGCAAGGCCCACUGAUGGCCAAGUUAUUGUGCAUACCCUUUCCAGCAUAUUAAGAUGGUUGGGGAAUGUUAUGCAGGAAAGGAAUAUUUUCUGUGUGCAACUAGCACCAUCUGUUGCUUGAGCAUUUGUUUAAUUUCUCUGUUGCUUUAAAUAGACCAAGGAGGGACUUUUCCGUCCAGCCCUUAUUAAAAAGCUAGUUUAGUCCUACCAUGCCCAAACUCCCCUUGUUGUGCCUUCUUAUUGACACACCUUGACUGGUGCAAGUGUGUCUUCUGCUGCCAAAACAAGUUAGUUUAGACAGCUUGACCUCCGUCUUGGUAUUGGGUCCAUGCUGUUUGAAAGAUCCUUGUUCUAUGACUAAGCCAAUACUGUAUUCCUAUUUUUUAACUUUUCUUUUUAAGGUGCACUUGCCUUCUAAAGUAGAUGUUAAUUCAGUCGUGAAUAUGCUUUUUUGUUAUGUUCUGUUCUACUGGCUUUCAAAGUCUGGUAAGAUGCAACAUAGACCAUUCAGCUCGCUACGUGUAUUUAUGUAACCCAAGAAUAAUGAGUAGUUCCAGGAAACGGUAGUUAUCAAAAUGGAACUGGACUUACCCACAAUUUGGAGUGCUCUUACUGUUUGAAUUCCAGUUGUAGCACCAGAGUCUGGUAAUAAUGAAGAAUGCAAACCCAAUUCCUAAAAUACAUUUGACUUCAAAUAUGGAGUGAUCGAGGCAAAUUAGUAGUCAAUUUUUAAGAGCUGUUUCUAUGCCAUUUACCCAUUAAAUUCUCAUUGAACAAACCCUCGUGAAUUAUGCUGGAUGCAAACUUCUCCUUAUUCUACUUAAUAGUAGCUCCCAGCUGACUGUACAAAAUCUAUAUUGAGCUAUAUUUAUAAUCUAUAUUUUCCUCCCAAAGAGAAAUGAUGAUAAUAAUGGUAUUUUUUUUCCUCUAAAAAUGGUGUGAACUUUGGCUAAAUAUUAAACAGCCCCUCUCAUCUGAUCCUUUGCAUAAUCUGAAUUUAUUUGCAGCUGCUUUGCUUUUUCCAGUGACUUUUAAAAAGCAGUCACAGCUGGCUCAAAUAUAAUUUUACCAAUCUUACCAUUAAAAUCAUUCAAGUUCAAAUUUGAUCAUAGUUAGCUUCUGUGCUCUCUGUUCUCAAUUUCUGAAAAACAUUAAGACUGGUUUCUAUGAUACACUUAGCCCAGAAUUGUAUUGCCUGGCUUAAGGUGUUGAUUGAACCUAAUCAUUGUGGUUUAUUCAAUAAAUCAAAGUUAAACUGUGGCUUAGCAUGCUGUGUAGAUCCUGUUUAAGUUUCCAUGCAAGCUUGGAGACUUCUGUAUUUUUCUAUUAGUGAGCAUUUCUAUCACAACUUGUACAUUUCCCUGUGGCUUAUGAUGCACACAUAUAAAUAUCUCAAAAUCUAUAUUUUUAUAUAAAGAAAUUUAGCUAAAAACCAGUUAUAGAAAAUCUGACAAUUCAGACAGUUUAGAUAAGGUUGCAGUCCUAAGGAAAAUUGUGUAACAGGUGAAGCUCAUUGGCCUUAUUUUUGAUCACAUGUGCUACAACUGCUUUUUUUAUUAUGUCUUUCUUCUAUUACAAUCCUUUCUUGAAAAUCAUUUUUCCAGUUGUUGAAUAAUUUACUUUAUGGUCUUUGUUCAUAUAAAUAUAAUGAACAUUCUCAGCCACACUGUACUGUUUUGAAAAAUGGUUUUGUGUGUGUGUGUGUGUGUGUGUGUGUGUUGUAUAUACAUUUUUAAAAAGUUAAACUUUGCCAAAUUUUUGUCUUUAAGGAGGUUGAUUUUUUUGUACCUUGCUUUGCUCCUGUCUUACACCAGUUCCUUUCUUAUGUAAUAUUUUCAGCAAUGCAGCCUUGCUGUGGAAUUAUUUAGAUCUGUGUUUCUCAAGCUUGGCAAGUUGAAGUCCACACGUUUUAAAGUGGCUAAGGCUGAGAAACUUUGAUUUAGAUCAGGGGUCUUCAAACUUGGCCCUUUUAUGACUGUGGACUUCAACUUCCAGAAUUCUGGGAGGUGAAGUCCACAAGUCAUAAAAGGGCCAAGUUUGUAGACCCCUGGUUUAGAUAGUGUUACUUGAUCUGCUUAUGCUCUUCAAGAGUCUUUUUUGUUAGAGCUUGAAGAUUAAAAGAGGUUUCUCCUGGGCAGUGGUGGUCUUAUGGUGUUUUUGUGCUGCCUAUACUUCGUUUCUUGGUUAACUAACCUUCCCAGAGGAAUCAUAUUACAAGACUCUCUUGCCUUCAUAUCGAUAGUGUGAAAUUAAGGUUUGAAACCAUCCAUGCCUAACUCUUAAUGAUAAGGGUAUGGUGUACACCUUCCAGUUAAAAUUGGAAUUGGAGUUGGGUGGGUUAUCAAUUCAAAUAAAUAAAUAAAAAUAAGCGGGGCAAGUUGGUAUAUGUGGUGGAUCGUGGGAAUAAGCAGACAUAAUUAUAGUCACAGCCACAACCUAUUUCAUGGUAUGGGAAUGUAUCCUGUGACUUUACUUGUGCUUCAAGAAAAGCAGCAGUUGACUAGUGAAGGUCUUAUAGAGUACCUAGUUUGGACCCAAUUGGAAACCAUCAUGACUAGCAUUGGGAGGCUGGCUCUUAAUAACAAUGAAAGAAUGGGCCAGUGGCCAGUGAAAUACACACAACUAGGAAUAUUACCUUCUGAAUGUUACCUUCUUCCCUCAUUGCCCUGCUAAAUGCUUAGCAUGCAUGCUAAUGAUAACCACAACAGUGAAGAGCAUUCUAAGAACUGAUGCUGUGGACCCUGCUAUUAAAAGAAAGUAUAGUGCAAGAGCUGUUUUAUACUUAAAAUGGUUUGGCGUCCUGCAGGGAAAUUUGCCUUUAAAAAUGCUACAGCAGUGUCUUUGAGAAGGGUUGCAUUUUUAAUCUUAACUCCCAAAUGUGAAAUAAUGGACAUCUUUCAAUGCCUGAUCAGUUAGCUAUACGCUGGCAUUACAUUCAUUUUAACAAGAGUUGACUCUUGGCAUCAAAAGAAAUUGUGGUAAGAAACUAGAUAAUCAAAGGGAGUGCUAAAAGAGCCUCCACACCAAACCCCAAAUAGUAGAUCCCAAGUGUCAGUGCCUAAUUUACAUAGCUGUAGGAAAGAAUAGUAAUUUCUUAGUUGCUGUCCCCAUCUCCAAAAGUCCCCAUGUAACUCCCAUCCACUAGCUGUAAUCCAUGUUUUAUUCCUACCCAUUUGAGAAGUAGAGCUAGCCUUGGAUGACCAAGUUCAAUCAACCUAGUUUUGGUUUUAGUUUUUAAGCCUACUAAAUAUUUCUGAGAACAUGCCUCCUUGAAUUCUUGAAAAAAGCUAGCUUUUUCCCCACUGAACAUUCUCACCUCUUGCGACAUUGGCAUCAACUGGAGAAAGAAAAUAAUUUAUUUCUAAUUCCGUCACCCCCAUCCACAGAAGGAAUACACUAUUCGAGCUAUGUGGCGAUUUGGCUUUGAAAAAGUGAUCACAGCUAUUCCUGGGCCAAGUGUGUUGCCCCUCUUGGCAGCUGUUCCAAGAUGUUUUCACAGCAGUAAACUGAUCCCUGUUUUGCAGCACAAGUAUAAUAAUGCAGGUACCAAUAUUCCUGAAUCUCUCCAGUUUCUUUCUGUCCGGCAGUUACCUGAGGCAUAGGAGCCUUUAAGAAAGGGGUUAGUUAUUUUAUAUCCAAACCAUGACUGAACUGUAUUCGCUGUCUCUCAAGUUGUCUAGUGAAUCAGUAUCAUCCGUAAUUUCAUUAUUUCCUGCUGUCUUCAAAACACCGACGGAGGACAACAAGCAAAAGUUAUGUUAUUUUAAAAAUGUUUUAUUUUUAUAGUUACUGGAUCAAUGGUAUUUGACACACAUGCUGGGAGCUGUAUGGAACUCAGCACUGAUAAAAAAAUACAGCAAUUAUGACCCGUAUCAAUAAAAUACACUGUAAAUAGCCCACCCCUCUCUAUUUCUCUCUGUUUCAAAGAAAAUCAUUAACCCAAAACAUAGUUCUAGUCCUGACCUCAUGCAGUCUCUCGGGUUGACAGCUGUCUGUUACUAUAGACCAUAUACCUAUAGGGGCAGCCUUUUCAAAGGUAACUAGAUAAGGAAAUGAAGGAGAGAACAAGCUGGGCUGUAGCUACUUACCAUUUCCUGAACCUGCUCUUUUGUCAUACUACUGGUUCUGUCUUUGAAAGUGGAGUAUGGCAGUGGCAAGCUAGAAGCACACCGUGUAGCUGACAGAUUUACAUUUCAUCUAAUGUGGAGGAAUGAGAACACACACAAAACACCA
Molecule: messenger RNA, 6782 nt
Organism: Crotalus tigris (Tiger rattlesnake)
Lineage: Eukaryota; Metazoa; Chordata; Lepidosauria; Squamata; Viperidae
Gene: BAIAP2
Product: BAR/IMD domain containing adaptor protein 2
Exons: 15
Coding region: 146-1726 (526 amino acids)
Biological process (GO): actin crosslink formation; actin filament bundle assembly; plasma membrane organization
Cellular component (GO): nucleoplasm; cytosol
Molecular function (GO): protein binding; cytoskeletal adaptor activity
Source: RefSeq, a predicted model, not a curated record